Molecule: messenger RNA, 1581 nt
Organism: Phlebotomus papatasi
Lineage: Eukaryota; Metazoa; Arthropoda; Insecta; Diptera; Psychodidae
Exons: 1
Coding region: 1-1581 (526 amino acids)
Source: RefSeq, a predicted model, not a curated record
AUGGAAAAUCGAUUUAAUCGUGAACCACAUCUCCGUGACAACUACAACAAAUUUCUUCAAGAAUACCUGGACUUAGGUCAUAUGACUCAAGUACAACCAUUUCGAGGACCAGACUCUAAGGUGUUCUACUUGCCGCACUACGCCGUACUAAAAGAGGAUAGUACAACAACGAAACUUCGCGUCGUGUUUGACGCAUCAGCUCAGUCUGAAUCAGGAAGCAGUUUAAAUGAUUUUCUCGAAUCAGGACCAAAAAUCCAAGACGAUCUAAUGGAGAUCUUGAUGAGAUGGAGGAAGUUCCGGUAUGUCUACACAGCCGAUGUGGAAAAAAUGUUUCGGCAAGUGUUAGUUGCAGAGAAAUAUCAAGAUUUCCAACGGAUUUUCUGGAGGUCAGACCCGACGAAGCCAGUCAAAGAGUAUCGUUUGAAUACAGUCACAUACGGAACUGCGCCUGCUACCUUCCUCGCUGUUCGUGCAUUGAAACAACUUGCUGCGGAUUAUAAUGAUGAGUUUCCGUUAGCUGCGCAGGUGUUGCAGACAUAUUUUUACGUAGACGAUAUGCUAACGGGAUGUGACACAAAAGAAGAGGCUAUUGUGCUCCAGCAGCAAAUUUUGCAGCUUCUUCAACGGGGGGGCUUCAAUCUGCGCAAGUGGACCAGUAAUUCUCAAGCUCUUCUAGAAAAUAUUCCAGAGAACCAGAGAGAAACCGGGAUAUGUGAGAUUUCACCUGAGACGAAAAUCAAGGCACUAGGACUACUCUGGAACCCUGAGAAAGAUGAGUUCAGCUAUAAUUUUUCAACGUUCGAACAGAAUAAGCUCUCCAAACGUCAGCUGCUAUCAAAUGUCGCCAGCAUCUACGAUCCAUUGGGCUUUCUCGCCCCGGUAACUGUGACAGCUAAGAUCCUCAUUCAAGAAGCAUGGAAGCAUGAGAAAGAUUGGGAUGAGGAGCUCCCGGAAGAUAUACGAAAGGCAUGGAAUGCCUUCAAUGACGAACUACACUAUAUCAAUAACAUACAAGUUCCAAGAUGGAUUCACCACAGGAACAGUGAAGUCACAGAAAUCCAUGGAUUCUGCGACUCCUCAAUGAAGGCCUACGGGGCGGCAGUUUAUGCAAGGACUGUAAGCCCAAUAGGAGUUAUAACAACAACCCUAAUCGUCGCCAAGACUAGGGUAACACCCAAGAAGAUGAACACUGUUACUCUACCAAGAUUGGAGCUAUGCAGCGCCCUACUCCUAGCACAACUACUCCAAACUACUUGUAGAAUUCUAGACUUGACCAAUCCGCCAACAUACGCUUGGAGUGACUCGAAAAUUACGAUUGCAUGGAUCCAGAAACGUCCCGAGAAAUGGAAUGACUUUGUAGCAUGGAGGAUUCGAAGAAUUCAAGAGCUUACCUCCCCUUGCAUUUGGCAUCAUGUAUCAACUAAUGAUAUAAACCGGCGGAUGCGGCCUCCAGAGGAAUCCUUCCGAAACGACUCAAAACUCAUUCUUUAUGGUGGCACGGUCCAGAGUGGCUUUCUCAACCAAAAGAGAGCUGGCCAAUGCAUAAGGAGAACGAAGAAACAAAUGAAGAAAAGGCUGUAG